This is a messenger RNA of Scedosporium apiospermum, 1062 nucleotides long. Its product is annotated as Aryl-alcohol dehydrogenase. NCBI's taxonomy places the organism in Eukaryota, Fungi, Ascomycota, Sordariomycetes, Microascales, Microascaceae. Gene Ontology annotation, biological process: formaldehyde catabolic process. The record is from RefSeq and is a predicted model, not a curated record. The transcript is spliced from 4 exons. Gene Ontology annotation, molecular function: zinc ion binding; S-(hydroxymethyl)glutathione dehydrogenase [NAD(P)+] activity. Bases 1 to 1062 code for a protein of 353 amino acids. Gene Ontology annotation, cellular component: cytosol.
AUGGACUCUCUUCCAGCGAGGAACAUCCCAACAAAGGCUCUCGUAGUGGAGAAACCCGGAGCUCCGUUUGUAUUACAAGAUGUUGUUCUGGACGAGGUUCGACCGAACGAGCUUCUCGUUGAGAUCAAAUACUCCGGCAUAUGUCACACGGACCUCGUUGUACAGGCGGGACAUAUGCCGCUGGGAUCGUACCCCGCCGUCUUAGGACAUGAAGGUGCUGGAGUGGUCCGCAGGCUGGGCAAAGGGCUGGAGGGAUUAGACAUAGGCGUUGGUGACCGAGUCCUUCUCAGCUACAGCUCUUGCCUGAACUGCUCCGCUUGCAAAGAAGGCCGCAAGGGUGCCUGCAGCAGCAUUGCAACGGUCAACUUCGUCGGCACCCGAGGAAGCGAAGGGGAAAACUCCGCUGUGAAUCUACCCAACGGAGGUCGCGUCCGCGGCACAUUCUUCGGCCAAUCCUCCUUUAGCAAACUGGCCAUUGUUGACGCUAGGUCGGUUAUUAAGUACUCUGGCUCGGUGGAAGAAUUGGCUUUCCUGGCUCCCCUCGGCUGUGGCUUCAUGACCGGAGCCGCGACCGUCCUGAACGUUCUCAAACCCAAGCCUGCUAGCAGUUUAGCUAUUUUCGGCCUCGGCGCUGUGGGGUUGUCAGUCCUAAUGGCAGCCAAGGCCGAGAGGGUCCAGGAGAUCCUCGCAAUUGACAUCGUCGAGUCUAGACUGCAAACUGCAGCUUCGCUGGGAGCGACCAAAACCAUCGACGGUAGAGAGCACGAAUCAGUUGAAGCUGCCAUACGCGAAGUGCUCCCCGAUGGAGCAGACUACAUUGUAGACACCACCGGGUUGGCCAGCAUGAUCGACCAAGGAGUAAGAGCCUUGGGCCACGGAGGAACUCUUGCUAUUGUCGGAACUCCUCGUCCUCAGGAACAGCUAAGAAUCGAAGCUCUGGAUAUGUUGACUGGUUGCAAGACAGUAAUUGGGGUCACCGGAGGGUAUUGUGACCCCCAGAAGAACUCUUUCGAUCCGGAUCCUUCCCAGUUGACGGCUUAUGCAAGACAUACCCCGUCAUAA